AUUGGCUGCAGAUGUGACUCGCAGUGUUGCCGAUUCCACCACCCCCCCGCCACUAUUGUUGGGAGUGGGGGACGGGUUUGGUGCUGAGGCCGGAAUCCUGCAGAGGGCUUGGAACAGGCGAAUGAAAAAUGGCUUCUCCUCCCCACAACUUUUCUUGGAUUGAACCCCAUAAACUAGCUGGAAUGGCUAUGCCACAAUUACCUGCUCACUACCAGUAUUUGUAUGACAAUGGCAUUCAACACUUGGUCACACUUUGUGAGAGGAAGCCACCAUACCGUGAUUCCUGUCCAGCAGUGAAGAUCCACCAUAUAAAAAUUGAUGACUUUUGCUCGCCCUCUUUUGAACAAAUCGAAAGAUUUCUUGCAAUUGUUGAGGAAGCCAAUGCAAAGGGUGAGGGAGUUGGAGUCCACUGUCUCCAUGGUUUUGGGAGAACUGGAACAAUGCUUGCUUGUUAUCUUGUGAAAAGCAAGAAAAUAACAGGAGUUGACGCAAUUGCAGAAAUACGAAGAAUUCGUCGUGGCUCUAUAGAAACCAGUGAACAAGAAAAGUCAAUUAUACAAUUUCAUCAUCAUAUAAAAUAAGUAAUUUUUCAUAUUACCGUACAAAUAUUUUGUUCAGAUUUUUCUAACAGGAUAGCUAUUUAAAAACAUUUGUUUAUUCAAAGUGAUGGCUAGUACAGGUUACUUUGAAGGAUGAAAUGAAUCUUGGCACUUCUGGGAUGCUUUAUUUAUGUUCACCGCUAUAAAGUUGUAGUUUUUUUUUUAGUUUCCUGGUGAAUUUAUCCAUAAUUAUCACUUAUUGUGGUAAUUAAUUUGAUCAGAAGAACUGGCUUGCUGCUUGUGAUGAAAGUAUAAUAAUUUCCAUAAUAUUUUUAUGGUUUCUUGUGAAGUAGUUGGGGCUGUGUGUGUGAUGUAAUUACAUUUGGAGCCAAGAAGACUGCAAGUUUGAAUUCAUCAAAAGCUAGAUAUUUGACAUGCUAAUGAGUAAACAUGGAUGCUGGUUUAGCAUGUAAGGUGUGCAGGGAAUUUGCAUUUUUAGAUAAAUGAAGAGAUUUGGAUUUCAAAGGGAUCUUAGUCUGUUUACAACUAGCCAGAUUAGCAAGGCUUAGGAGUGUUUAUUUUUCCCAAAGGUUACUGACAAUAUAUUGGCAGCAUGAAAGUUUUUAUAUUAUGAGGAAGAAAUAGCUUCAAAGACAUAUGGGACAUUAGAAUUUACAUAUUAAAAAGAGAGAAACAUAUAUGAAAGAGAAUGAACGGCCAUGUGGCUGAAGUCCAUGUAAGAUCUAACAGGAGUGUGUGAAAUAGUCUUAAUGAAGCCUCCGGCAUUUGUGCGUAAGUCUGCUAUAUAAUGAAACUGAAGUUGGGGAAAAGCCAUGUGCAAUUCCACUGUCAAAUAGGUAUUGUUAAUUUUCUGGUUCUGUUUUAAAUCUAAAAUCUAUUUUGGACCAUUGCCUUAAAGGAGGUGUAACUGAGGAUCAUGUUGGUCAGACAUUUUAGGAGUUAUUAUAAUAGUGAGUAAUUGUAGUGUAAUGUAUGUGCUUCACAUCUUUUAUUUUGUUAAUUGUUAAUAAAUAUUUUAAUUUUUAAA
Molecule: messenger RNA, 1587 nt
Organism: Carcharodon carcharias (great white shark)
Lineage: Eukaryota; Metazoa; Chordata; Chondrichthyes; Lamniformes; Lamnidae
Gene: dusp23b
Product: dual specificity phosphatase 23b
Exons: 3
Coding region: 129-581 (150 amino acids)
Biological process (GO): protein dephosphorylation; cilium assembly
Molecular function (GO): protein tyrosine/serine/threonine phosphatase activity
Source: RefSeq, a predicted model, not a curated record